Trichomonas vaginalis G3 is the source of this 330-nucleotide messenger RNA. RefSeq lists its product as uncharacterized. Lineage: Eukaryota; Parabasalia; Trichomonadida; Trichomonadidae. The transcript has a single exon. The record is from RefSeq and is a predicted model, not a curated record. Bases 1 to 330 code for a protein of 109 amino acids.
AUGACUGAAGCCAAACAAGAUUUAAUUGAAUUAUCAUCAAAUCCUUUUGAUGUAUGGAUAAAUACACAUUAUGAUGAAUUGUGUGCAGGUAUGACGUGUGAAAAUGCUUUAUUCUGCAAACCAUCAGACAUGAAAGACAAAAACUUUCAAAUGAGUAUUAAGGAUAAAUGUGAUAGGAAACAUAGAAGAAUAGACGGUAAACAAACAUGGUAUUAUGUUUUGAAAGAAGAAAUGAAAGGAUUAUAUAAACAGGUUGAACCAAACGAUAAUGAGGAAUCAUUUACUGAUGAUGAAAUACCUGUAAAUGAGCCGCUAAGCGGCGAGACCUGA